Tetrahymena thermophila SB210 is the source of this 2604-nucleotide messenger RNA. RefSeq lists its product as hypothetical. Lineage: Eukaryota; Ciliophora; Oligohymenophorea; Hymenostomatida; Tetrahymenidae. The transcript is spliced from 3 exons. The record is from RefSeq and is a predicted model, not a curated record.
AUGUCUUCUUGUUUGUGUCUUUAACACGAUAACUAAUUCGUUGAGUAUGUAUGUUUGGACAAUAAGUGUAGACAAAAGCUUCAUUGCAAUAAGUGUGUUAAAUUUUUUGGUAAAGAUCAUGUUUUGAUGGACAUCAAAAGAGUUCAGUAAUCUCUUUUAAGAUUAUCUCUAAAUGAUAAAAUUGUGACUUCAAGGAACUUCGAACUUGCAGAUUAAGAUUUAGUUCAUUUUGUUGAAGGAAAUGACAUAAAAGAGAAGUAAGAAUAGUAUAUUAAAAGUAUGCUUUAAGAGAGAGAGGAAAUCAGAAAAAACUGCCUAAAUGAGAUUUAACAAAGUAUCGAGUAGAUAAUGAAAGAUAACUAAAGAUCUUUGUAUAACUUGUAAGAGAGUCUUAAGAAAUGUUACAGCAGAAAAGUAGAUGAAAUAAUCUCGCUGGAGUAGUUGAGGAACUAAACUUUUAAGCAUAAAGCAUUGCUUUAACUUUAAAAUUAGUUCAAGUAUAGUGAGUAUGCAGAAUUAAAUGAUAGUGUUAUGAGGCUUCAUUCUGGUAAAUAUGAGCUUAUGUACGCAAAAUAACUAAAUAAGCAAAUUUUCUUUGACAUUCAGUAAAAAAUAGCAACUUUUGUAAAAAUACAAAAUGAAAUGAUAAAUAACUUUUGUGGGUAGUUUUAGGCUCUAUUUUAGUUAUAAAUAGAAAAUGCUUAGCAUCAACAGAAUAGCAGGACUACAUAAUUAUCAAAAAGUGGUAUGCUUAUUAAAUCUUAAAACAAAUAAAACCUCGAUUCAUACAAAGUAAGUAACUCACCUUUAAAUUUAUUUAAGCCUAAAAGCGAAGUAAGUUUUUUUGGUCCAUAAAAUAAAUUUCACUCCUCAGAACUAACCAACUUAAACAAAACUGCACUAAUGCCUAUAAUUUAAUAAAAUAAAUCUUCAAAUAUUAAUUUAUCAGGGAUCAGGUCAUCCUUACCUGAAGUCAAAAAUAAUGCCCCUUCGAAUUCAUUUGUAUUGCCAUCUACACUGUCUCCCGACAAUAAUAAUCUCUCAAAUAUCUACCAAAUUAAAUCAAUAGGUAAUUUAGAUACUAAAUCAGAAUACUACAAGGAGGUUGAAGCUCCUUUUAAAACAAAGAACUAUUAGUCAUAAUCUUCUAAAACAAUAAAAACAAAUUCCACAUAUAACAGAGAAACAAGACAAAAGAAUUCUUUUUAACUAGAAGAUGAUGGAAAUUAUCUUUUGGUUGAUAAAUAUUCUUCUUAAAUUUCUAAAAAUAAAGAAAGAAUUAAAUAGCACAGCUCAAUCAAUCCUUUUGAAUCAAAAAUAAGCUAAUAGCCAUCUAGUUUUUCUUUAUUGCCACAAACAUCUAACUUGAAUUUCUCUGUUUCUACACAACACUAUUAAAGUCAAUCUCUUUAAAAUAUAAAAACACCUAUUUUUAAUUAAAAUUUUGAGAGAUAAGUAAAAUCUGUAGUUUAAAUUAAUGAAGAAACUUUUGUUUUUGGAACUGUUGAUGGUUUCAUGAAAAUAAUGGAAAUAAAUAAUAAUGAAAAAUGCAUUUAUGAAGUUGAAAGUUAUGUGGCUCACUAAAAACUUUCUAAGCUAAAAAAAUGCUGGGAAGAAAAUGGAGAAAUAUUAUUUUUUAGUAAUGGCAUAGACGAGCAAGGCCAGAAUAGUAUCAAGCUUUGGCAAAUGAAAAAAGGUGUUUCUGAUAUUAGAUAAUUAUUAGUUUUGCAAGAUUUGCAUGGAAAAAACGAAAUUGACCAAGUGCUAUUCUUAAAACUUGAAAAAGGAUAAGAAGGUGAGUAAAAGAAAAUAUAUUUUGCAACACUUUCCACAAGUAAUAAGAAAUAAGUUAUUAAAUUGUGUUUUGCCCAAAUAGACUUUAGUUCAAUAAAAAGAAAAACUCGCUCUGAAAAAGACAUAACCGAAAAUGAGCCAUAAAUUUAAGUUGUUUAGUAAGAAACAACAAGCUGCAAAGUAGAAGUUAUUACUGAAAUUGUUGAGGAGCUAGUAAACCAAAUAAAGAAGCUUUCUUUCUUUGAUGCUGAAGAAAAUAAACUUUAUGCCUACAGUAAUAAGCAGCUAGUUUAGUAUAUCUUAGAUGAUGAAAUGAAAUUAAGUAAAAAACUGAACAAAAUAAUGGUUUAAAAUAAAGUAGAUAACAUAAAAGCGAUUAUUCCUUUAAAUAAAUGUGUAAAAAAUUAAGAUGAUUAGAUUUUAUUUUUAAAUUAGUUACAAAGUAAUUCUUUAUAAAAACUAUUUAAUUAUCUAUUACUUUUCACACACGAAGGUAUACUCAAAAUUAUUAAUUCUAGCAAUCUUUCUAUUACAAAAAGCGAAUUAGAUUUAAGUUCUCUUGAUAAAAAUUAUAGUUAUUCAUCCCAAGUUAAAAAGGUUAUCCCAGGUAGAGAUGGUAACUGUUUGCUCCUAAUCAACAACAACGAUGAUUAAUGCUAGCAUGUUUUUGAAUUAAAUAUUCUUAAUAAAACUCUAAAACAAUAACAAGGCUAUUUUAAGGACAAAGUCACUAAAUUUUAAUUAAUAAAUUAAGAUACAUUUUUAACGAUAGAAGAUUAUCAAGAAUUAUCAAUAUGGUAAUAAGUAUGA